Messenger RNA from Stomoxys calcitrans (stable fly), 3260 nucleotides. RefSeq names its product lysophosphatidylcholine acyltransferase (gene LPCAT). NCBI's taxonomy places the organism in Eukaryota, Metazoa, Arthropoda, Insecta, Diptera, Muscidae. Bases 1485 to 3074 code for a protein of 529 amino acids. The transcript has 11 exons. The record is from RefSeq and is a predicted model, not a curated record.
AAUUUUGCAAUUAAAAGAACGCGGCGGGAUUAGAUGUUUCGUACAACCUGACUUAAUUUUACAAUAAUUUAAUUAUUGUUAAAGAAAAAGAGCACCACAUAGGCAUUGCAGAAAAACAAAUUCCAUGUGAAAAUUGCAAAAAAAUCUAACAACAACUAAGAGAACUGCAAUAAAAAUACACAGUCUGUCAUUCCCACCAUGAUCUUCAGUGAGUGUGGGUGGGGGAAAUGAGAAAACAGGCAAGUGUAAAAAAGCCAAACGUCAUCAACCCCAUCCGAUAAGAGAAUGGUGAGCAGUAAUGAUGGCAGAUUAAAACAGCUGAUGCCAAAGCAAUGAGCAAUGCAAUUACUCGCGUCAAAACAAACAGCAUUUCUUUAAAGAGCGAAGAAACGAGCUCGCAAGAGAUAAAAAUAUCUAUAUAUGUAUAUGUACAACAAAACCUUACCCACACAUAGUAAUAAAGUGCCAAAAAGCCUUUUUCAUUUGCUUUAUUUGCAGUGUUGACCGAAAAGAGAUAUAUAUACAAACUGGGAACAAGAUAAUUACUCUCCGGCUCUCCAAAGGGGAUAUAUACAUUUGUUUGUUUGCUUGGAUGAUCAGCUUUCUCCAUAUCUCAACUUUGUUGGGUGAAAAAAAAUAACUACUCAAAGAAAAUAUCGAUUCGUUUGAUCGGCUGACCGACUGGUAGUCUGGUUGGUUGCUUCGGCUGACAAUAAAGAUCAGCAGUUGUUUGGCUUUUCACAGCGUUCGUCGCUGUUCGGUGGGCAUUAAGAAAGAAUUGUUUUUAAAAAUCAUUCAGUAGUCACCCAACCACAGACAGUGGAACUCGAUCUUGGCUCUCGUUAAUAGUGUGCGCGAGUAACAACGUCUGAAUCACAACAACGAUCGAUCAUAUACAAACGGCAUUCAAACCCCUCAAAAGCACAGGAAUGCGUCAUUAACAUAUGUAUGAUUGUGGAAGUUUUAUUGGCCAUGAGCAAAGAGCCCAAAGGAAAGUAGCUUAGUGAGCGAGCCGAGCAAGCAAGCGUUUGUUGGUAUUUUCCCUGCAUAUUGAAAUCUCACAUCAUACGACAUUGAUUUGGGGAGAGAGUGAAUUUUGCAAAAAAAAAAAAAAAAACGGGAUAAAAGAAAAAAAGUUAACCUAUCUGACAACGUGGUAAUACAAGAAGUUUUAGUGUUUUCCAAAGAGUCGUCCAAUUUAACCAAGACGACACCAACGACGGUACAAACAAAAAAAAAUUUUGCGUUGUUGGCAAGAAAAAGAGAGAAAAUUUUUUCAAAUAAAAUAUAAAAGCGUUUAGUGUAAAAACAAACCAAAUGAAUUGAAUUCCCAUAUCAUCAAGUCGGUGCUAAAAAUCUGUUAACUCGAAUAAAUACUUCAGUGUGAAUUAAGAAAAACACAACAACACCAACAAAGAUAUAAAGCAAUAACAAUAAAAUCCAUUCAAUCAAAUCAAAAAAGUUUACUAAAAAAACUACAGAAAAUGACAACUUCUACCAUUAAACGGAGGCGUUCACCUUCCUCACACAAUCCACCGAAUGACGGCAGCACAGAUGCGGUGGUCACGCCGGUCACCACCGCCCCCAUAACCAAAAAUGAUUCCGAAGAUGAUUCCCUGAAUUGGACGGGUAAUAAUUAUAUAAAUCCAUUCAUACAUCGUUUGAGUAUAGAAAAUCGCGCUGAGUUGGUCAAGAUUUAUGUACUUACCGUUCUCUUGGUGCCCCUACGUGUGGUGGGUUGUAUAUUGUCUUUGGUCACCGCCUGGGUAUUUGCCAGUAUUGGCCUGUAUGGCACCACAGUGGAGGAUAUUAACAAACGUCCCAUGUCCGGCUGGCGCAAAAAGGUUCGAACCUUGGUACAAGUAUGCAUGCGUUCUUUAUAUGCUGCAGGAUCAUUUCAUUACAUAACCUUUAAAGGUCAACGUGCCUCGGCCAAAGAAGCUCCAAUUAUGGUAGUGGCACCCCACUCAUCAUAUGUCGAUUCCAUAGUUGUGGUUGCCGCUGGUCCCCCCGCUAUUGUGGCGAAGCAGGAAACAUCGGAUAUACCUUUGUUGGGAAAAAUCAUCAAUUACGCCCAGCCCAUCUAUGUGCAGCGUGAAGAUCCCAAUUCACGUCAGAAUACCAUACGUGAAAUAGUAGAUCGGGCACGAUCCUCGGAGGAUUGGCCACAGGUGGCCAUAUUUGCCGAGGGUACUUGUACAAAUCGUCAAGCGUUGAUAAAAUUUAAAGGCGGAGCCUUUUAUCCGGGUGUGCCAGUACAACCGGUUUUAUUGAAAUAUCCAAAUAAAUAUGAUACAUUUACCUGGACCUGGGAUGGGCCAGGAGUAUUGCGGCUACUCUGGUUGACUAUGGCGAGUUUUUAUAAUCGUUGUGAAAUCGAAUUUUUACCAGUUUAUUAUCCAUCCGAAGAGGAGAAGGCCAAUCCAAAUUUGUAUGCCAAAAAUGUGCGAGAAGUUAUGGCCAAAGCCUUGGGCGUUCCCACCUCAGAAUACUCUUUUGAAGAUGUCAUUGUGAUGACCAGAGCGCGUGAAUUAAAAAUACCCUUAUCUGGUGAUAUUGUUGAAAUCGAAAGGACUUUAGAUAUAUUAAAUCUUAUUAACUCAGAACGCAUUCUUGAAUUGACUGAAACAUUCUCAACCAUACCAAAUCGUGAUAAAUUAGACUUUUUGACAUUCUCGGAAUUACUACAAGUUAAUUUAAAAAAUCCCCAUUUACAACGUUUGUUUGCAGUAUUGGAUUAUCGUCAUACGGGCACAGUUAGUUUAAAAAAUCUACUUUUAUGUUCAUUAUUUUGUAAGAUGAAUAAUGCUGAGACCAUUGAGUAUUUAAAAGCCAUAACAAAGCUUUACACCGAACAAGGCGACCAAAUUUCUCGACAAGAAUUCGCUAAAAUCUUAAGGCAUACGCCCAAACUAACAGCAGAUCAAAUAAAUGCCUUAUAUGUGGCCAUUGAUACGACAAGCAAGGGCAACAUAACCUUUGAUGAUUUCGAGAAUUAUGUACACAACAAAUCGGAAUAUAAAUUUCUUUAUAAAAAACAUGAUUACAUUAGAAGAAAGUUAAGCAGCAAAUAAAAUUGAAAAUACAUUGUACUGCUGAACGGGGGGUUUAUGGGGGCCAUCGAUGCCAAUCGAAGGCCUGCUUAAGUUUUUAAGGAUUUUUCGUUUGUAAGCAUUAAUUUAUGAGAAAGCGGAAGCAGAAGCAAAAUGAAACAAAACAAAACAUCUCUAAAAAUACACAGCUAAGUGAUAGCAAUCAAA